Messenger RNA from Prunus armeniaca (apricot), 2331 nucleotides. NCBI's taxonomy places the organism in Eukaryota, Viridiplantae, Streptophyta, Magnoliopsida, Rosales, Rosaceae. The record is from the annotation of a GenBank genome assembly.
AUGGAAACUGAUGAGGCUCAACGAGUGCUUCCCUUUCAGCUUCAGUUCGAUAAGCCAGUUGCCUCUCAGAUUAAAAUUGCAGAAUGGAACCCCGAGAAGGAUUUGCUGGCUAUGGUCACUGAAGACUCCAAGAUUUUGCUGCACCGUUUUAAUUGGCAGAGGUUGUGGACGGUCUCUCCCGGAAAGAGCAUAACAUCAUUAUGUUGGCGUCCUGAUGGUAAAGCAAUUGCUGUUGGGCUUGAAGAUGGAACAGUUUCAUUGCACGAUGUUGAAAAUGGAAAGUUGCUGAGAAGCUUAAAAUCCCAUGGUGUUGCUGUUGUUUCUCUUAACUGGGAGGAGGAUGGACAGAUGACUAAAGAUGAGCAGGGCAGCAUAUCGACAUAUGAAGACCGUACUCCUCAUUUCUUCCCACCUCCUCCAAGAGUUCCACGGAUGCCUGGACUGGUAUCUGGUGAUACUGGUUUUAUAGAUGAUAGUGAAGAUUCAUUUCGAGAGCUGUCAAAUUCUUCACAGCAACAAUUUAAUAUCCUCUGUAGUGGGGACAAAGAUGGAUUCAUUUGCUUCAGCAUAUUUGGGAUUUUCCCAAUAGGGAAAAUUAACAUACACAACUUCUGUGUUCCUACUCCGCUUAUGGAUACAAAAGCUGAGUGCAGACUUCAGAAUGCUUCUGUUCACAAGGUUGCAUUGUCAAAAGAUCUUUGUCAUUUGAUAGUCAUAUGUUCAGGAGAAUUGAGUGAAGAUAGGAAAGAAUCAGAAAACAGGUCAAUGACUCAACAUGGUGUGCGUGGCUUACACUGCACAGUGCUUGAUACAUCUAUAUUUUGGAAGAGGAAAAAUGAGCUUCACCAAGUGGCUCAACAAGCUUCUAACAUUGAGGAAUUGGUUGAGGUUAUUCGGGCAUCCCUUUCAGUUAUGCAUAAGCAAUGGUCUGACGCUAUGCACACUUUUCAUGAAAAGUUUGAUUCUCUUUCUAAUCUGAUUAUUGACAAUGGACUGGACUCUUGUCCCCAAGAAGAGUUUUUGAGUCUUUUAGGUGGUGCAAGGACUAGUCCAGCAGUUCAUCAAUUUCUAGUUAACUCUCUUGGUGAAGUGGGUGUGAAGCGCGUCUCAAAGGCUGUUUGUGGUGCCGGGAAAGAACUUCAGCUUAUUGUCCUAAAUCAUCUCCAGCCUGCUGCAGAAAUUAUUGCAUUCAGGAUGGGCGAACUAAGAGGCCUUUCAAGAUGGCGAGCAAGAUAUCAGGGUAUUGGUUUGGAUGAGGCACUCAUCAAUAAUGCGACAGAAAAAGCUGGAAUGAUACUUAUACAAGUAGAACGAUUUAUUAGGGUGCUUUCAACUGUGGUGCAGCAGUUUUCAAAUUUCUUCAACUGGCUGUUGAAAUGUAUAAAGUUACUUAUGUCAGAACCUAGUGAUCAUCAUCUUCUACCGUACAAUAGUGAACUUGUUGUUAUAUUCUUGAAGUUUUUAUACGAUCAAGAUCCUGUGAAGCAGUUGCUGGAAGCAUCAGAAGCCGAUGACCAUAUUGAAGUUGGUUUGGAGACAAUGCAGAGAGUUAAAGAAUUAGUUCAGUUUGGGGGAUUUUCAGAUUUUGAAUAUCUGCAAAGGACAUUAGCCAAGGAAUUUCAGCAGGUGGAGUCUAGUUUUAAGGAGGCUUUUCUGAUGCCUUUUACUACAAUUUCAAGAAAGAUACUGUGCGGGGAUUUAUUACCGCUUUGCCCUCUUCCACCUUCGUCCGCAUCUUUGUCUUCCACUAUUCCGAUGUCAGUAUCAUAUUACGAGGAUGCCUCCCAAUCUGUCUCUUCUCAUCAGAGUCGACACAUGCUUCUUGAUUACAUAUCUUUCCAAAUACCAGAUGAUUCUUUCUCCGGAGUUUCGAAUUGUAUAGGCAUAGUGAGAGGGUUUAUGCAUGACUCGAUCAGUGUAAAGAGGGGUUAUACUUCACUAGAAGCUGUAUUAUUGUGUGUCCCUGGUGGUUAUUGCUGUGCGGAUCUUUCCUUAUAUAAGGAAAGUCAGAUUGUUCUGUUAUUGAAUGAAACAACUGCCACUUCUGAAAGUUCUGGAAAUGCUUCUAUGAUGAUUGUGCAAGCAAAUGACCUUCCAUUUGUAUCUAUCUCAAGAUCCACUGGUCUAAACUACUGGAAGUUGCAUCAACUAGAGGACUCUGUCGUUCACUUGCAAAUGGAGCAUGAGAAGGUUCGCAGUAUACCUCACUCUGUUAUUGCUCCACUGGCAGUCAGUUCAUCAAGAGGCGUGGCUUGUGUUUUUGCUGCAAGAAAACGUGCCUUGGUCUACAUUCUGGAGGAAGAUGAAGACGAAGUCUCAGAUGCAGAAUGA